AACUCAUCCAAAAUUAAAUUUGCCCUAGUUCUACAAUGGCGGUGUGAAAGUUCAACAGCGUCGGAGUUCGCCCUAUUUGCCAUCCACUUAUCAAUACAAAAUCCUCAGCAUUAAAAUUCAACAGCAUCGGAAGAACGACGAGUCUCCUACGAUUGAGUCCACCCACCCACAUACAAGGAUUUGCAAGCUCUAAUCCAUUUUACCCAAAGGUGCAAAAAUCUGCUGCCUCUUACGAAAUGCGCAGCCGCACAACCAAAUACGGAGAUCUGGUCAUGCUGUUGGAGGAUAUUAUGCUACUUUACCGUGUUGAAACCACCGAUCUCCUGCUCAAGUACAUGAAUGCACGCACCCGAUUGUCAAAAAGAAGGAUCCUUGACCAGCGGCACAGUAUUUUGAAUAAAAUGGACCGCCAAAUAAAGCAUCUUGACAGACUGAUUCAUAUCAGUGAUGCGGACUGCAUUGCAAACUUGCGAAUGGACCGCAACACUUUUGGACGGUUGUGUCGGAUACUAUAUGCGCGGGGUGGCUUGCGAAUCGGGAGAACUUUAGGCAUUGAGGAACAGGUUGCCAUGUUCCUGGGUGUUCUGGCCCAUCAUGACAAAAACCGUAGAGUUAAAUUCCAGUUCUGGCGAUCUGGGGCCACUGUGUCACAGUGUGUGCACAAAGUGAUGUGUGCAAUUCUUAGCCUGCACUCUGUUUUAAUGGCCAAACCCACUCCUGUCCCCGAAAACUGCACGGACCAUAGAUGGAAAUGGUUUAAGGGGUGCCUUGGUGCUCUUGAUGGAACACACAUCAACGUACUUGUCCGCACUGACGACAAGCCUCGAUACAGAACUAGGAAGGG
This is a messenger RNA of Salvia hispanica, 844 nucleotides long. The record is from RefSeq and is a predicted model, not a curated record. Lineage: Eukaryota; Viridiplantae; Streptophyta; Magnoliopsida; Lamiales; Lamiaceae.